AUGUCAGAGGAACAACACAAUUGGAAAUUUGCCCAAUGCUUUGGUGAUAAAGGUGACUCAGAUGAUAUUACAGAUGCUGAUAUCAUUUCAACUGUUGAGUUUGACCAAACGGGUGACUAUCUCGCUACAGGAGAUAAAGGUGGUCGCGUUGUUUUGUUUGAAAGAAACGAAAGUAAAAAGAGCUGUGAGUACAGGUUCUAUACAGAGUUUCAGUCCCAUGAGGCUGAAUUUGACUACUUGAAGAGUUUGGAAAUUGAAGAAAAGAUCAACAAGAUCAAGUGGUGUAAGAGACAGAAUUCAGCUCACUUUUUAUUGUCUACGAAUGACAAAACGAUCAAGUUAUGGAAGGUGUUUGAAAAGUCUCUCAAGUUAGUGACUGAACAUAGUGCUGCACCACCCGCUGCUACCUCCAAUACCCUUCGUUUGCCUCAAUUAACUCAUCACGAUACCAUUGUCGCUGCUGUACCUAGAAAAGUCUAUGCUAAUGCUCAUACUUAUCACAUUAAUUCCAUAUCCACCAAUUCUGAUGGAGAAACGUAUAUCUCUGCUGAUGACUUGAGGAUCAACCUGUGGAAUUUGGAUGUAUCUGAUCAAAGCUUCAAUAUUGUCGACAUUAAGCCAGCUAAUAUGGAAGAAUUAACAGAAGUCAUCACAGCCGCUGAAUUCCAUCCACAGCACUGCAACAUGUUCAUGUACAGUUCCAGCAAAGGAACGAUCAAAUUAUGUGACAUGAGACAGUCUGCCCUGUGUGAUCGACAGGCAAAAGUCUUUGAAGAGGUUGAGGAUCCUGCUCAUCGAUCAUUUUUCUCUGAAAUCAUCUCUUCUGUAUCUGAUAUCAACUUUAGUCACGAUGGUCGAUAUAUUCUUUCGAGAGAUUAUCUCACAUUGAAGAUUUGGGAUCUCAACAUGAACAAUAGACCUGUUCAGACCAUCAACAUCCAUGACCAACUGAGAUCGAGAUUAUGCGACUUGUACGAAAAUGACUGUAUUUUUGAUAAGUUUGAAUGUACCUUUAGCGGCGAUGAUAGCCAUGUCAUGACAGGAUCCUACAACAACACCUUCCAUCUGUAUGAUCGUGAAGGCAAGACGGAUAUUACGCUUCAAGCAGACAAGAGCGCUUUUAGAUCUAAACGCGUGGGUGCAAUGAAAAACAAGAUGUCUAUUGCUAGAAAUUCAGCCGCCUCUGGUGCUGAUAAUAUGGACUUUAGCAAGAAGAUUUUGCAUGCUUCAUGGCAUCCAAGAGAAAACACGAUUGCUAUUGCUGCAACUAAUAACUUGUUUAUUUUUACUGAACAAUAA
Rhizopus microsporus ATCC 52813 is the source of this 1299-nucleotide messenger RNA. Its product is annotated as protein phosphatase 2A regulatory B subunit. The transcript is spliced from 8 exons. Bases 1 to 1299 code for a protein of 432 amino acids. Lineage: Eukaryota; Fungi; Mucoromycota; Mucoromycetes; Mucorales; Rhizopodaceae. Gene Ontology annotation, cellular component: protein phosphatase type 2A complex; cytosol. The record is from RefSeq and is a predicted model, not a curated record. Gene Ontology annotation, biological process: peptidyl-serine dephosphorylation. Gene Ontology annotation, molecular function: protein binding; protein phosphatase regulator activity.